Molecule: messenger RNA, 3363 nt
Organism: Psammomys obesus (fat sand rat)
Lineage: Eukaryota; Metazoa; Chordata; Mammalia; Rodentia; Muridae
Gene: Cnot2
Product: CCR4-NOT transcription complex subunit 2
Exons: 16
Coding region: 694-2316 (540 amino acids)
Biological process (GO): regulation of DNA-templated transcription; regulation of stem cell population maintenance; nuclear-transcribed mRNA poly(A) tail shortening
Cellular component (GO): CCR4-NOT core complex; P-body
Source: RefSeq, a predicted model, not a curated record
GCAGCAGCAGCUCCUCCGGAGCCUAGGCCCGGUCCCGGCCGACCGCUGCGGGGCUUUCCCCGCACUCGGCUCUCCCGGCUCCCGCCGGCGCGGAGCAGCCACUGCCGCCCUGCUGCUUCCUGGGGUAGAGGAGAAGGCGGCAGCAUCUGAGGAGCCCCGGCCGCUCUAGACUGCCCUGCCACGUUCCCGGCAGCUGCUGCUCCUUGAAUCCUCCCAGUCUCUCAGUACACGCGCAUCCUCCGCCACUUGUGUGUUUUUGUUUGUGUAAGAUGGGGACAUCGGACUGGCUAACGGGCCUCAGGAGCCUCCAGGCCCUGAGAUACCGAAGGGCCUUGCAAGGUGGAGGGAGGAGGAGAGCAACUAAGAUGCUGCUGCUGCUGCCACCGUACGCGAAGAGGGAAGCUUCCCCGGUGGUGUAGAGACUGAGUUCGGAUGGUCCUGGGGCGGCGGAGGAACCUGAGACACUUCUGUCUGUGAAGUUGGCAAGCCCUGGUUUCUGUUUCCGCCGAGGCCUCUCUACCUUUUGCUGUCUUAAGUCUUAACUUGAAAGUUUCAUAGAAGAAAUAAGUUUCAGAGAAACCCGGUAGUUCUUAAUGAGAGGGAGAACUGGUGGGCGGUCCUUCCUGUGACACGACCCUUGAGUGACAGUUCUGUUUGAUUGCCUCCAGUACUGUGAGGAAAGGACACGACUCUAUGGUGAGGACUGAUGGACAUACAUUAUCUGAGAAAAGAAACUACCAGGUGACAAACAGCAUGUUUGGUGCUUCAAGAAAGAAGUUUGUAGAGGGGGUGGACAGCGACUACCAUGAUGAAAACAUGUACUACAGCCAGUCUUCUAUGUUCCCACAUCGGUCAGAGAAAGAUAUGCUGGCAUCACCAUCUACAUCAGGUCAGCUGUCUCAAUUUGGGGCAAGUUUAUACGGGCAACAAAGUGCACUAGGCCUUCCAAUGAGGGGGAUGAGCAACAAUACCCCUCAGUUAAAUCGCAGCUUAUCACAAGGCACUCAGUUACCGAGCCACGUCACGCCAACAACAGGGGUACCAACAAUGUCACUUCACACGCCUCCAUCUCCAAGCAGGGGUAUUUUGCCUAUGAAUCCUAGGAAUAUGAUGAACCACUCCCAGGUUGGUCAGGGCAUUGGAAUUCCUAGCAGGACAAAUAGCAUGAGCAGUUCAGGGUUAGGUAGCCCCAACAGAAGCUCGCCAAGCAUAAUAUGUAUGCCAAAGCAGCAGCCUUCUCGACAGCCUUUUACUGUGAACAGUAUGUCUGGAUUUGGAAUGAACAGGAAUCAGGCAUUUGGAAUGAAUAACUCCUUAUCAAGUAACAUUUUUAAUGGAACAGAUGGCAGUGAAAAUGUGACAGGAUUGGACCUUUCAGAUUUUCCAGCAUUAGCAGACCGAAAUAGAAGGGAAGGAAGUGGCAACCCAACUCCAUUAAUAAACCCUUUGGCUGGAAGGGCUCCUUACGUUGGAAUGGUAACAAAACCCGCAAAUGAGCAAUCCCAGGACUUCUCAAUACACAACGAAGACUUUCCAGCAUUACCUGGUUCCAGCUAUAAAGAUCCAACGUCAAGUAAUGAUGACAGCAAAUCUAAUUUGAAUACAUCUGGGAAGACGACUUCAAGUACAGAUGGACCCAAAUUCCCUGGAGAUAAAAGUUCAACAACACAAAACAAUAAUCAGCAGAAAAAGGGGAUCCAGGUGUUACCUGAUGGUCGAGUUACUAACAUUCCUCAAGGGAUGGUGACGGACCAGUUUGGAAUGAUCGGCCUGUUAACGUUUAUCAGGGCAGCAGAGACAGACCCAGGAAUGGUCCAUCUUGCUUUAGGAAGUGACUUAACAACAUUAGGCCUCAAUCUGAACUCUCCUGAAAAUCUCUACCCCAAAUUUGCAUCACCCUGGGCAUCUUCACCUUGUCGACCUCAAGACAUAGACUUCCAUGUUCCAUCUGAAUAUUUAACAAACAUUCAUAUUAGGGAUAAGCUGGCUGCAAUCAAACUUGGCCGAUAUGGAGAAGACCUCCUCUUCUAUCUCUAUUACAUGAAUGGAGGAGAUGUAUUACAGCUCUUAGCUGCAGUAGAGCUUUUUAACCGUGAUUGGAGAUACCAUAAGGAGGAGCGGGUAUGGAUUACCAGGGCGCCAGGCAUGGAGCCUACGAUGAAAACCAACACAUAUGAGCGGGGAACCUACUACUUCUUUGACUGUCUCAACUGGAGGAAAGUAGCCAAGGAGUUCCAUCUGGAAUAUGACAAAUUAGAAGAGCGGCCUCACCUGCCAUCCACCUUCAACUACAACCCUGCUCAGCAAGCCUUCUAAAAGACUUCCCUUUUCUUGGGGUAUGGCUGUCUCAGCACAAUACUCGACAUAACUGCAGAACUGAUGUGGCUCAGGCACCCUGGGUUUAAUUCCUUGAGGAUCUGGCAUUUGGCUUACGUUAAGGGUCACCAUUUGAGGUCCUGCCUUACCAAUUAUGUGCUGCCCAACAACUAAAUUUGUAAUUUGUUUUCUCUAGUUUGAGCAGGGUCUGAAUUUUUUUCAUUUAUUUUCUUUUUGCCAGCAGACAGACUUGGGUCUAUAAAGACAAGCAAGUACACUGACAGACGUUACCAUUUAGUUUCUUAAAUGUAAAAAGAAAACCCACAAAAGACUCAACAAAAUUAGACCACAAAUUUUGCAUUGUUCAUUGUAGCACUAUUGGUAAUAAAAUAACAGAUGUUUGUGCAUUUUUAUGUGAAGAUCCUUCUCGUAUUUCAUUUGGAAAGAUGAGCAAGGUCUGCUUCUUUCAUUUUACUUCCCCUUCUGUUUCUGAAAGGCAGUUUCGCCAGGCUUACUGCAAGAAUAUGACUGUGUAGAAGAGAUUGCCACAGUCUCUGGUGGCUUCCAGGGCUGUGUUGUUACUGAGCUUCAUCUUUCCAGAAUGAGCAAAACACUGUCCAGUCUUUGUUACGAUUUUGUAAUAAAUGUGUACAUUUUUUUUAAAUUUUGGACAUCACAUGAAUAAAGGUAUGUAUGUACGAAUGUGUAUAUAUUAUAUAUAUGACAUCUAUUUUGGAAAAUGUUUGCCCUGCUGUACCUCAUUUUUAGGAGGUGUGCAUGGACGCAAUAUAUGAAAAUGGGACAUUCUGGAACUGCUGGUCAGGGGACUUUGUCGCCCUGUGCACUAAAGGGCCAGAUUUUCAGCAGCCAAGGACAUCCAUACCCAAGUGAAUGUGAUGGGACUUCAAGACAUGAACUGAGACAAUUCACUCUGGCUGUUUGAACAGCAGCGUUUCAUAGGAAGAGAAAAAAGAUCAAUCUUGUAUUUUCUGACCACAUAAAGGCUUCUUCUCUUUGUAAUAAAGUAGAAAAGCUCUCCUCACUGCA